AGGUAUGUCUGUCUUUCUUUCCUCCGAAACAUAAUCCGAAUUCUACAGUUAUAGAUAUGAUCAUGAUGCGAUGAACAUGCGAGUAACAUGUCUAAACACCUCUUUUAGACACAGAGAAGAGCAAAGUCAAUUUGGAGGAUUAUAGGAUUGAAGCCUGCAGCUGAGAGAUAGGGUUAUAACUUAUAGACAAAACUGCAACGAAUAAGAGGAGGCUGAUGAUGGAACGAUUGGUGUGGCUCCUGUUGUUUUUAAGUGUCAUAUUCAGCCAGGCUGUCAACACUGUGGACGUCGAUCCAAACGGUUAUGUAGUAUACUGUCCUUGUAUGGGUCGAUUUGGGAAUCAGGCAGAUCACUUUCUUGGAUCUCUGUCAUUUGCUCAUGGCUUGAACAGAACCCUGGUGCUUCCGCCUUGGGUAGAGUACAGGACAGGAGAAAGGAAUUCUGUCCAAGUGCCCUUUGACACAUAUUUCCAAGUAGCGCCUCUACAAGACUACCACCGUGUUAUGACAAUGGAGAACUUUAUGAAAGAACUGGCACCUGUAAUUUGGCCACCAGGAAAAAGAACAGCCUUCUGCUACAUGGCCAGGCCAGGUUCUACCUCGGAGGGUUGCAAUGCUAAAGAUGGCAAUCCUUUUGGACCUUUCUGGAAUACUUUCAAGGUCGACUUUGAUUCAUCAGAGUUCUAUGGUCCACUGUAUUAUGAUUCACAUCGCACAUCAACUGCCAAAGCAUGGCAUAAAAAGUAUCCAGUAAGCAGGUACCCUGUAUUAGCCUUCACAGGUGCCCCAGCCUCUUUUCCCGUCAACAAGGAAGAUGUCUACCUUCAUAAGUACUUGAAAUGGUCCAAAGGUAUACAGAGUAAAGCAGAUGAAUUUAUUAAGAAAAAUAUUGGCACAGAUUCCUUUCUUGGGAUUCAUUUGAGAAAUGGUGUUGAUUGGUCCAAUGCUUGCAACCAUGCCUCUGAUAGCCCACGGUUGUUUGCCGCUCCACAGUGUCUGGGAUAUAACAACGAAUAUGGAAAAGUCACCAAAGAGUUGUGUUUUCCUUCGGAGAAAACUAUUAUCUCACAGGUUAAGAAGGUUGUCAAAAAACAUAAACUAGGGGCAGUGUUUGUAGCUACAGAUAAUGAUCCCAUGGUGCAAAAGUUAAAGAAAAGUUUAGAAAAGUUAAAGGUAAAAACAGUGGUGACAACUCAUCCCAGUGAUUCUCCACACAUGGAUCUGGCCAUCCUUGGGAAGGCAGACUUCUUCAUUGGGAACUGCGUCUCAACAUUUUCUGCAUUUGCUAAAAGAGAGCGUGAUGCCAAAGGGUUGCCCUCAGCAUUCUGGGCAUUUAAGGAACAGAAGGUGCAGCAUGAAGAAUUGUAAUGAUUUAAGGACAAUUUUAAAAACAGUGGUCAGCUUGCAUGUUUCUGUUUUUUUUUCAUUUGACAAGAUAAGUGCUUUUCCAUUUAGUGAAUGAUAAUUUGGCAAAAAUAAAGUCAAAUAUGUUUUUUGGUCUUCAGGGAAAGUAAAUGACGGUGAAAAUUUUGGUCAAAUAAUUUUGUGUCAACUCUAGUCUCAAACUUGUUAGAAACAAAUUAGUGCAUUUACUUGCUGAUACAAUUUUCUCGUCUUUUUUUUGUAAUAGAUUAAAACUGAAUCUAUUAUUGGAAGUGGCUGCCUGUUGCAUUUGAGAAAAACAAAGUUGUUUUCUCUAUGAUGAGGUUUAUUUUUUAACACUUAAAUCUUAUGUAAACUCAUUAUUUGAUAUUUAAUAUUUACAGCUUUUUUUAUUCUGUUGAAUGGUGUUACAUUGAGCUGGUCAUGAACACAUUGGAUGGCGAUUUUUGCCAGGUCGUUCAUUUAGAUGUCAGUAAUAAAAGAGCAUCAUUAAAAAGACCAAUAGGUACCCAGUAUGUUCAGCCCAGUUGGAUGAUAACUUAUUUCCAGUUUUAUCUGCUUGUUUUAAAAAACAUUCCAUGUAUUUUUGUUAAAUUUCAAAUCUCGUCUUCCACCAAUUGUUACAAUGUCAGUUAAGCAGUUAGAUGGAAAUUAGUAUGGUAAAUAUAACCAUAAGUCAUUUAAUAAA
Lingula anatina is the source of this 2070-nucleotide messenger RNA. Its product is annotated as GDP-fucose protein O-fucosyltransferase 1-like. The record is from RefSeq and is a predicted model, not a curated record. NCBI's taxonomy places the organism in Eukaryota, Metazoa, Brachiopoda, Lingulata, Lingulida, Lingulidae. Gene Ontology annotation, molecular function: peptide-O-fucosyltransferase activity. Gene Ontology annotation, biological process: Notch signaling pathway; protein O-linked glycosylation via fucose.